Juglans microcarpa x Juglans regia is the source of this 880-nucleotide messenger RNA. Its product is annotated as 50S ribosomal protein L17. Gene Ontology annotation, molecular function: structural constituent of ribosome. NCBI's taxonomy places the organism in Eukaryota, Viridiplantae, Streptophyta, Magnoliopsida, Fagales, Juglandaceae. Gene Ontology annotation, biological process: translation. Gene Ontology annotation, cellular component: large ribosomal subunit; ribosome. The transcript has 7 exons. The record is from RefSeq and is a predicted model, not a curated record. The coding region runs from base 223 to 696 and encodes 157 amino acids.
UAAAACCCUAUUCCUUCUUCCCCCAUCCCCGAUCUCCUCUUCCCUCAGUUGUCGCCCCCCCACUUCUCCGUCGCCCCCUUCAUCCCACACACAAAGGCCGCCGCGAGCCAUCGCACCGAGCAGCCAACGCCGUUGUCGACUACCACCGCCUUAAGCUAAAACCCUAAGGUUUUUGGUUGACCAGUUCAGGCGCUCUCUCUCUCUGUGUGAAGAAGAACAAGAAUGACCAAGUUCAGGAAGCUAAGUCGACCUACGGGUCACCGAAUGUCCAUGCUCAGGACAAUGGUGUCCCAAUUGGUGAAGCACGAGCGCAUCGAAACCACUGUUGCCAAGGCAAAAGAAAUUCGGCGCCUUGCAGAUAAUAUGGUGCAGCUUGGAAAAGAGGGUUCCCUCUGUGCAGCUAGGCGCGCUGCUGCUUUUGUGCGAGGUGAUGAUGUCAUUCACAAGCUAUUCACCGAACUGGCUUAUCGAUACAAAAAUAGAGAAGGUGGAUAUACAAGACUGCUACGGACUCGUAUUCGAGUUGGUGAUGCUGCCCCGAUGGCAUAUAUUGAGUUUAUUGACCGAGAUAAUGAACUUAGGCAAGCAAAGCCCCCAAAUCCUCAACCACCUCAGAAAGCGCCCCUCGAUCCCUGGACAAGAUCUAGGGUCAGCAAGCAGUUUGCACCACCAAAAGAGGAUAUAUCGGAGUCUUGAGAUAUGAAAGUCUCAUGCUGUAGAGCCGCAUGUUAUAACAGAGAAAUUUUGUUUCAUACUUGAGUAGCGUGGAGCCAUGGCUUUAUUUAAUUGAGUGCUUUACGGUUUUGAAUAAAUGUGGUGUGUAAACGGUAGCUAAACAAUUAUCAAUUUAGCUGUUUCUGUGUUGAGUUUUGCAUUGAAA